UAACCAAUAACAUUAUAGAUUUACAUAAUAUAUAAUAUUAAAAUGUAAAUUAUAUCUUUGAAAGUUUUACGAUGGUAUAUGUUAUAUAUUUAUAAAAUGAAAAUUAUCCGUGCGGGUGAAAAAUCUAGUUAGUAUAUAUUAAUAUAUUUCCUCACGAUUGCAUAAUAACAAAUAAGGAGCAUACUCGAUGAAAAGCUUACUAAGCUAGAUGCAAAGUAUCAACGAUCAAACAAUAAGUAAGCUGCAAAUCUCACAUGCUGCAAAAAAAAAAAAAAAAAAAAAAAAAAAAAAUCUCACAUGCUGCACUUUAACUACAGAAAAAAAACUUCACAUGUUGCAUAGCACCAUUAUUGUCCAAUAUUUAUUUGUUUUCUUUCUUUUGUCGGCAAACGAUUCUAUAAUGUUAUAAAGGAGUACAGUUACAGCAGUUUGAUUGCAUAGUGGAGAUUAUACAACAUUGAUCCAGACACAAUAAAAUUUUGGGAACUAAAAUCUCUUGCGACCUCUGCUAAUUAGGUUGGUAGCUUUUCUUUUGAUGAACAUGAACUUGUGAAUAUCUGACACCCAUGAUCCGGCUACCAUACUAACACAUCAAGAUAAGUUUGCUUUGACCAAUAAUUUCAUGGGUUGGUUUUGAAACCGUUUCUUCUCUCUUUCCAAAUUUACAAUAAGUAUUAUCAUGUGUGAUCUUCUCCGGAUCUAUUAAAAGAAACAGCUUCGGACCAGGCUUAGAUAUAUCACCAGUGCUUUACAGCUAAUUUCAAUUUGGAAUAGACUACCUCUAUAAUUUCUCUAGUUAAUUCCACAUGACCUCCAUGUCCAAUAAAAGGGAACAAAUCAAUAGGAUUUGCCGUAGCUGCUUAUAUAAAGUAGAAAUGCUCAAUAUUAUCAACUGGUGUAUUACUGAUAAGUUGCUCACUUGGAAGAUAUUUAGUUGGAAACAACUCCUAAAUCUCUCUCGAGAGAGUAAAUAUUUGGCCUUCUCAUUAAUUUGUUUAUUUGGCCAAAAAAAACACUUUCCCCAAAAAUGUAAAACUAAAUGGAGGCAUUUAUUUAAGAGAUGAGAGACAAUAAAUAAACUUUUGUUUUAAUCUUUAGUUUUCUCCUUAUUUGUUUUAUAUUCUCUCUAUUUUUUAAAGGACGUCAAUUUGUCAUUUUUUUCUUGUUACAAAAAAUAUCGUUUUAAAAUUGCAUUGUUAUUUAUACUUACUUUCAUCUUAAAAUUAAUUGAAAAUAUAUUAAUUUUAUAAAUAAAAUUAUUUAUCCCAAAUUCUAUUAGUUGGAUAGAUGUAAUUAAUUUCAAAUUCAAUGCAUUCAUUUUAUAAAUAAAUUAUUUAUCUCAAAAAUCUCCAAAAACCCAUGCCAAUUGAAUCCAAUAAACUUAUCAGCAAGAAAGAAAGUAAUAAAAUUGAUAUUUUCUACAUAUAUUUUAGUUUAUAAUAAAGUAUUUAUAUAUUGCAAUAUAUUUUGUUUUUAAAUUACAAAAUGUAUGUCAACAAUAUUGCUAUUAAAUUACAGUAUACCAUACGUUCAUACUCCAUACUCUAUAUCUUACCGCCAUCUCGGGUGAUUUUGAGGAGUGUUUUGGUGCGGUGAUAAGGCCCCAAGUUUGGCAUUUUUUUCUGUUUCAGUGCGAUGAAAUUUGCUGGAGCAUAAAAGAGAACGAGGAUUGGCAGGUGUUGGUAGUUAAAAAAAAGGCAAACAGAGGAGCUGUCUUUCAUUGCGGAUAGUGUUAAUUAACUGAGCUUGGUGCAGUCGUAUGUCGCCAUAGGGCAUCCUGCUUGGCUUAGUGAUUUGUUCCUUCAUGAAAGUAGCUGCCUCUAAACAGCCUUAUCUGCUAUGUGGAGUGUUGUUUUCUGUAUCCUUGUUUUCGAGAAGUUUUUUUUUGUAUUUGUGAACGUUGGUGGUUUGAAUGAACAAAACAAAAGUUGGAAAAAAAAAUAUCUUACCGCCAUCUCCAGUCUAAUCAUCUCCGAAAGAAACUGUUUGCCUUUCAAACUUUUAAAAGAAUCAUAAAUCUUAUUUUUGAAAAGGUAAUAUUAUUUGCUUUUAAAAGAAGAAUAAAUAAAUGUUGAAAAUAAUAAAAAAAUAAAACGAGUGUCACGUUACAUUUUUAAAUAUUAUUUCGUUUUUUUAUAAUAAUCUUUAAACUAUAAUUAUUAUUAAUAUUAUUUUAUUUUUGUCAACAAAAGAAUUGAUUUUUUCUAUCUGUUAUAUAGCACACAAAAGCAUAAAAGCUCACUCAACACUUAAACGCCUCGAAUUCUCUCUACCAUAUAAAAAUCUCGGUGAGGUCGGCGGAGAGACUAUGGCGGGACAGUCGCGGAAAUGGAUGAUUCUUGUGGCGACGAUAUGGAUUCAAGCUUUUACGGGGACGAACUUCGAUUUCUCAGCUUACUCCUCAGAUUUGAAAUCGGUUUUGGAGAUAUCGCAGGUGCAGCUUAACUACCUAGCCGUCGCUUCCGAUCUUGGGAAGGUGUUCGGGUGGUCGUCGGGUCUUGCGUUGAUGUAUUUUCCGCUUUGGACGGUGCUUUUCACGGCGGCGUUCAUGGGGUUCGUCGGUUAUGGAGUCCAGUGGCUGGUCAUAACUAACUUCGUCUCUUUGCCUUAUAUUAUGGUGUUUCUCUGUUGCUUACUUGCUGGUUUAAGCAUAUGUUGGUUCAACACAGUCUGCUUUGUGCUCUGCAUUAGUAACUUCCCUGCAAACAGAUCACUUGCUCUUUCCCUCACAGUAAGCUUCAACGGUGUAAGCGCAGCUUUAUACACUCUCGCUUACAACGCAAUCAACCCAGCCUCUCCAGAGCUAUACCUUCUCUUAAACGCUCUUAUACCUCUCGUUAUCUCUUUCACUGCCAUCAUUCCUAUUCUUCGCCAACCACCUUUUGAGCCACUCCCACCAGAUGGAGUUCGCCGUGACUCCCUCAUGUUUCUCCUGCUCAACAUUCUUGCCGCUUUGAACGGCGUUUACCUCCUCCUCUUUGAGUCAAACUCCUCUGACGUAACCUCUGCUCGUCUCCUCUUUGGUGGAGCUAUCAUUCUCUUGAUCCUCCCUUUAUGUAUCCCCGGUUUGGUCAUCGCCCGUAACUGGUAUCUUCCCACGAUCCACGCUAGCUUCCGUCUCGAAGGUUCUGGUUUCAUUCUUGUUGAUCCUGAUGAGCUUGAGUUGCAUAAAGGGAUGCUUGCACAUGAAGCUAACCGAGAAAGCUACGAAGAUGUUGUGCAAAACCAUGUUAAGACUAUAGCUUCGGAGGAAGGUGAUGCUGAUGAGUUGCUUAUCACAAGAGGCCAGCUUGAGGUUUUGGGAACUGAACAUUCUUUGAAGCAGCUCUUAUGCAGAGCUGACUUCUGGUUAUACUAUAUAGCGUACUUCUGCGGUGGAACCAUCGGUCUUGUGUACAGCAACAACUUCGGACAGAUUGCUCAGUCUUUAGGACAAAGCUCAAACACCACAACUCUUGUCACACUUUACUCCUCCUUCUCGUUCUUUGGAAGGUUGCUGUCUGCAACACCAGACUAUAUCCGAGCCAAGUUUUAUUUUGCAAGAACCGGGUGGUUAGCCAUCGCGCUAUUACCAACACCAAUAGCUCUAUUCUUGCUCGCAUCAUCAGGAACCGCGUCAGCAUUACAAGUAGGAACUGCGCUGAUUGGUCUAAGCUCAGGAUUCAUAUUCGCAGCAGCUGUUUCCAUCACAUCAGAGCUUUUUGGACCAAACGGUGUUGGAGUUAACCACAAUAUCUUGAUCACAAACAUACCUAUAGGAUCUUUGAUAUAUGGAUUGUUGGCUGCAUUGGUCUAUGACUCACAUGGUUCGACCGGGAUCAAAUCGAUGACUGACUCGGUUGUGUGUAUGGGCAGAGGCUGCUAUUAUUUGACGUUUGUGUGGUGGGGAGGCUUGUCGGUACUUGGGUUAGGUUCUAGUCUUGUGCUAUUUAUUAGAACUAGAAGAGCUUACCAAAGGUUUGAGCAAGCUCGGAUAAGUUCAAAUAUUGAUUCAUAGAAGUUUGCAUCAAUCCCCAGUGACUUGUGUAUAUCAAUCAGGUAUAUGUAGCCAUGUAGGAAUGAUCUAUAUUAUAAGAUAAGUUAAUGGUUUUGUAUUUAUAUGAGAAAUUAUUUGUGUAACUUAUUAAUUAUGUACGUGAUUACAUGACUAAGGGCCUGACUGGUUCAAACGCAGCGGUUGCGGUUGCGGUUGCGGGAGUUUGUGGAUGCGGGCGGUUGCGGUUUCUAGCGGUUUUAAGAGAUUUGUACGACUGGUACUGCGGUUAAAAAUUGAUGUGGUCGCGUAAAUUUUGACAUGGUUCCCCGUAUAUAAAGGAUAAAAAUAUUCGCUUCUCUUUAUACUCCGUCUCUACAUCAAUCAUUCGAUUACUGGAUGAGAUAAUAGUUACCUUGUAACUGGAAUCAUAAAAAAGAGCUAAUCUUCCACUUCUACCGAUAGGGUCCACCGUGUGGAGAUGACUAUAACCGAAAUGAAACUGAAAAGAUUGUACAAAGUCGAAUUUUUGCUUUGUCUCAGAAAGAAAAAUAAAAUUUUCAUUCGAAGAUAACUAAUAGUCCCAUGACUGCCAAGACCUUGGCAAUUCCAACUCAAAAUUUUCAUUUAUACACCAGUUUAAAGAACGCUGAAAACAAAUGAAAUUGAUGAUGUAGUGUCAUCAGUUCGGCCAUACAUAUCCGUUGAGCAACACCACCUGUUUGACAAACCACAACCAUAACCCGAGGCAUCACCUACCAUCCAUACAUACAGAUGCUACUUAUAAGAUAUAAGUUAAAAGAAAGCCGUACAACGUGAAGUUCAUAGACUUUAUACAAGUAUAGACCAUCCAAUGAAAUAACUGAAAAAAGGACCUUUCUAUGAAACAAAACAACGGUGGUACUUUUAUCUUCAAAAAAAUUUAGCAACCUAAGCCACCAUAAAACACGCUUCUCUGAGUUCCUCACACAGAUUCUAAACGCACAGGCAUACCAACCCUUACUCCUGAGUUGUGUACCAAACCAAACC
Brassica rapa (field mustard) is the source of this 5002-nucleotide messenger RNA. Its product is annotated as protein NUCLEAR FUSION DEFECTIVE 4. Lineage: Eukaryota; Viridiplantae; Streptophyta; Magnoliopsida; Brassicales; Brassicaceae. Gene Ontology annotation, cellular component: membrane. The record is from RefSeq and is a predicted model, not a curated record.